AUGUUAACAAGACGUCAACUAGAACUUUCCAAGGAAAAGGUGGCAAUGAAAAAGAUGAAGCCGACAUCUCCGGGACUUCGGUGGUGGAGGAAGCCUAUAUAUCCGUACCUUUGGAAAGGUAAGCCAUAUAGAGAGUUAACAGCUACUCGAGUUUCUCAGUCUGGACGUAAUAAUACUGGACGAAUCACAGUCAGGCACCGUGGAGGAGGUCACCAGCGUCGUUUAAGACUUAUAGAUUAUAAGAGAAUAGAGUCAGGACCACAGACUGUGGUUAGAAUCGAGUACGAUCCGAACAGAACGGCCCACAUUGCACUUGUAAAGCAUAAUGAGACUGGAAAAUUAAGUUAUAUCGUGGCCUGUGAAGGAUUACGUGCUGGAGAUGAAGUGGAGUCGUUCCGUGCUGGAAUUCCGGCUCGUCUUAUCAAGGAAAUGGGCGGUAAGAUCGAUCCUGCCAUUCUCUCUGUUCGUAUUUCCAGAAAAGGAAACUGCUUACCCAUUAGUAUGGUCCCUAUUGGUACUAUCAUCCACAAUAUUGGUGAACGUAAGAAUGGUGCUGCCAAAUACUGCCGGGCUGCAGGUGCAUAUGGUCGUGUUGUGACCAAAAUACCAGAGAAAGACAAGGCUGUAGUUCAACUACAGAGUGGAGAACAGAGGUAUAUAUCGUUAGAAGCCUGUGCUACACUUGGGGUGACUUCUAACUCUGCCCACCACAAUGAAUCAUAUGGUAAGGCAGGUAGAUCCAGACAUAGAGGUAUAAGACCUACAGUUAGAGGUGUGGCCAUGAAUAAUUGUGACCAUCCAAUGGGAGGUGGUAGAGGUAAGUCUAAGUCCAAUAAGCUUUCGAUGUCUCCAUGGGGAGUUUUGGCCAAAGGUGGAUAUAAGACUAGAAGAGGUAAGAAUGUUAACCGAAAUAAGGUGAAGGACCGGCCAAGAGGAAAGGAGGCCAGAUCCGGCCGUUAG
Messenger RNA from Brettanomyces nanus, 960 nucleotides. It is a transcript of the gene RML2, whose product is annotated as mitochondrial 54S ribosomal protein rml2. The transcript has a single exon. Lineage: Eukaryota; Fungi; Ascomycota; Pichiomycetes; Pichiales; Pichiaceae. Gene Ontology annotation, biological process: cytoplasmic translation. Gene Ontology annotation, cellular component: large ribosomal subunit; ribosome. Bases 1 to 960 code for a protein of 319 amino acids. Gene Ontology annotation, molecular function: transferase activity; RNA binding; structural constituent of ribosome. The record is from RefSeq and is a predicted model, not a curated record.